CCACACAGUCUGGUGAGGAGGCCAGCUAGACGGGCUAGUUUUGGAGGCUCCUCAAGAAGGCAGCUAUAUACGCCCAAGGACGCAAGCACCACGAUGGCUCGGAAGACAGUCGCCGCGGCGCUGCUCUCCACCGCUCUGUUCCUGGCGCUCGCCAGCAGUCGCGCGGGUUGCCGCGCCAUGCCGGCCCAGCAGUCGGCUGUAUCGGCAGUGGACACGGGCAACUCGGUGGCCGCCGCAAGCAACUGCACCAAGGACUCGCGUGCCAAGGCCAUCUGCGACGAGUGCAUCUACGUGACCGGCGCCAGGGAGUCGUACGAGCCGUGCUGCGCCAACCUCAACCGGCUGCAGGAGUACUGCGAGCACUUCCUCCGCUACUCGCCGGACUCCAGUGUAAACGAGACCGCCACCAGAGAGCGCCGCCGGCACUGAACGUCCAAGCUGCGUUCCGCGGGAGUGCAGCAUUGGAAGUGGUGGCUGCGACUUUCUAUACAGUGGCUUGCAGCCAGAAAAAAAAAUUCUAGCUACGUACUGAGAAAAUCCUCGUGCGUUCUCACAAUUCCGCACGCCUUCCGCAUUGUUCGUGCGGCAAAAGCGGAAUGUGUACGGAAUGCUUAUCAUUUCUGUACGAUAUGAAAAUCAAAUGGAAACAAUCCUGAGAACUAAUGCGGAACUUUUCCAAUAGUGUACACUCGAAUUCGUGGUGGCUGCCGGUUGUGUCUGCCUGGCUGUUAUUGGCUGCAGAUGGCGCUCUCUUGAGCUCUCGUAAGAAUACUCGUAGAGUAAGAUAUCCGUACUGCUUUAGCGACUACCGUCACUCGGAGACAAGCAGGGUGGGACGUACUGAUAAGGGAGUAAAAACUAUGGAAAAUGGAGUCAAAUACGGGUAGCGCAGUUACUCCCGUAAAAAAGUGUUGGUAGAACUCCUUUUGCAAUUAAGGUGGUAAAAUGAAAAAGUGCACCGCGUGCGCUCUGUCGUUGAACGUAAUGAUGAAAAAAAGUACAAGGAAUACAAGAAAUGUGGAAAGCGGAGUCAAAUAUGGGAAGCGCCGUUACUCCCGUAAUAAAAGUUGUUCCUAGAACUUUUUUUUUUCGUAAUUAUCGUGGUAACAAGCAACAGCGCGCGGCCUGGGCUCUGUCGUGGAUGGACGAGAACGCAGUUGCACCUGACAAUUUGCAAAGUUAAGCCUGCUGGUACGUAAUUUUCAGCACUGCACCGCCUGGCUCGUUAUUCUAUAGGUCUUGAAGGAUAUAUGCAAGAACGAGCCGUGCGCCGAAGCUCCUGACUUAGCUAACGGUGCGGUGCAGCUUCUAGAUCUGUGAUGUAUACCACUGGUAAUCCUCACCUGUCAGAUAUCUGGCACCACGGAGAUAAAUGAAAUCCACGAAAUUCGCAGCAAAUUUGACCAUAGGGAUCGACGCUCACUGGUGUCACCCUAUAGUUCACAAAGAUCUUCAGUGCUAACUUCGCAGUGAAAAUACUCCAUGCGAGACACGUAGCAUGUACAUAGGAAUGUAAAUAAGCAUAGUGUUUAUACGCGGGACCCAUGUUUCAUUUUUGUGUUGUUGUAUUUAACUACUGUCAUAACACACCUUACGAGAAAAGAACAACUUGUACGCGUCAGCAAUGUUUGCCGCUGACUGUCUGCAUCUGUACAAAGCCCAUGAAAAGUCGUUUUCAACUUGUACGUUCAAGAGACAAGCCUCAUCGCCCUGAUUAGUUCGCUCACUGAUGUACAUAGUGCAUAAAAGUGUUCAAAUUGUCCAUGUUUUGCAACUUUUCAAACGUGCUCUUGUUGUUAUGAAUAAAGACGAAGCGAACUCCGUAAUGAAAGCUA
Messenger RNA from Dermacentor silvarum, 1835 nucleotides. RefSeq lists its product as uncharacterized. Lineage: Eukaryota; Metazoa; Arthropoda; Arachnida; Ixodida; Ixodidae. The transcript is spliced from 2 exons. Bases 94 to 429 code for a protein of 111 amino acids. The record is from RefSeq and is a predicted model, not a curated record.